Messenger RNA from Plasmodium vinckei vinckei, 267 nucleotides. Its product is annotated as succinate dehydrogenase subunit 3, putative. The coding region runs from base 1 to 267 and encodes 88 amino acids. The record is from RefSeq and is a predicted model, not a curated record. Lineage: Eukaryota; Apicomplexa; Aconoidasida; Haemosporida; Plasmodiidae. The transcript has a single exon.
AUGCCUAAUAAGCUCAUAAGAAAAGAUGCUUUUUAUUUGCCGGCAUUGUUUUUGGGAGGGGCAUCUUUAAGUCAUUAUUUUGCAUCAAAAGAAUUGGAUGAAAUCGAAAAAGAAACUACAAAAUCAAUUUGGGGUUUUUCAACUGGUGUAGUAAUAGGACUAAUAAUAGGCAUAUGCAUAGGAACCAACUAUUAUUACAUUUUUAAUAAAAUAUUUUCAUUUUUUGAUUAUUUUAUGAAAGACGAUUCAGAAGAAAAAAGAAAUUAA